Molecule: messenger RNA, 1731 nt
Organism: Torulaspora globosa
Lineage: Eukaryota; Fungi; Ascomycota; Saccharomycetes; Saccharomycetales; Saccharomycetaceae
Gene: MET30
Product: ubiquitin-binding SDF ubiquitin ligase complex subunit MET30
Exons: 1
Coding region: 1-1731 (576 amino acids)
Molecular function (GO): protein binding
Source: RefSeq, a predicted model, not a curated record
AUGGACAGUGAGACGAGUAAGAAAAGGGGAAUAGAAGAUGAUCAGGGAUUAGAACAGAGGAAGGUUGCCAAGGGUUCAGCUGGGUUGCCCGUGUUCAAUCUGCAGCGGUUCUGUUAUAGACACAACCCGGAUGUGCAGUCGUCGAUCGCCAGCACGGCAUGCUACAAGCAGGAUGCGAAGCGGCUGAAAAGCGUGAACGAUAAGAUCUCGCAACUGCCGAAACAUGAGCGGGAGGAGGUGCACCACGUUGUGUCGACGUUCAGCAAGAGCAACAACAAGCUGCGGAAACUGAUGUUGGAGGGACUGUUGAAUGCGUGCUGUUUCCCGCAGCUUUCGUGCGUGGCGUCGCUGGUGCAGAAUAUGAUCAGGAUCGACUUCAUCAGCAUUCUGCCGCAGGAGAUAUCGCUGCGGAUUCUGUGCUAUCUGGACUGCCAGUCGCUUUGCAGCGCGGCCAAAGUGUGCCGGCGGUGGAAAAUCAUGGCGGAUGACGACCGCGUGUGGCACCGCAUGUGCGAGCAGCACAUCGACCGCAAGUGUCCCAACUGCGGGUGGGGGCUGCCGCGGUUGCACAUGAAGCGUGCCAGGAACCCGCCGACGCUGCCGCGCUGUACAGAGCUCAUCACGGGCAACCCGCUCCCGCAGUGCGCGGCCAAGCGCGGCACCACGCCCUGGAAGGUGAUCUACCGCGACAGGUUCAAGGUCGAAUGCAACUGGCGCAAGGGCCAGUGUGCGAUCCAGGAGUUCAAGGGCCACAUGGACGGCGUGCUCACGCUGCAGUUCAGCUCGCGACUGCUGUUCACCGGCUCGUACGACUCGACGGUCGCCAUCUGGGACCUGUGCAGCGGUCGGCUCAUAAGACGGCUGUCGGGCCACGGCGACGGCGUCAAGGCGCUCUACUUCGACGAGCAGAAGGUCAUCACCGGCUCGCUCGACAAGGCGAUCAGGGUCUGGAACUACAUCACGGGCGAAUGCAUCUCCACCUACAGAGGCCACACGGACAGCGUCCUGAGCGUCGACUCCUACAAGAAGAUCAUUGUGAGCGGCAGCGCAGACAAGACCGUCAAGGUGUGGCACGUGGAGUCGCGCACCUGCUACUCGCUCCGAGGACACACAGAGUGGGUCAACUGCGUCAAGCUGCACCCGAGCAGCUUCCUGUGUUUCAGCUGCAGCGACGACACCACCAUCCGCAUGUGGGACAUACGAACAAACAGCUGUCGGCGCGUCUUCCGAGGCCACGUCGGCCAGGUGCAGAAAGUGAUCCCGCUGACCAUCAUCGACAUCGAGAACCUGGUCGUCGACGACAAGCCGACCGCCGAUCCCGCUCCCGCCGACGACCCGAACGACCCGCGCCAGCUGCUAAACGAGGACCUCCCUUACCCUACCCACAUCCUCUCGUGUUCCCUGGACAACACCAUCAAGCUAUGGGACGUCAAGACGGGCAAAUGCGUCCGCACCCAAUUCGGCCACGUCGAGGGCGUCUGGGACAUCGCCGCGGACAACUUCCGCAUUGUGAGUGGCUCGCACGACGGCACGGUCAAGCUUUGGGAUCUACAAAGCGGCAAGUGCAUUCACACGUUCCAAGGCAAGAGUCUACAGGAGCCACACGAGCACCGCACCGAAAACGCUCCCCACAAAGUCUCUCCGAUAGCCUGCGUCGGCAUCGGAGAUUCGGAAUUCUUCACGGGCGACGAGAUGGGGUAUGUAAAGAGAUACAGGUUCGACACCACCUAG